AUGGAAUCAAUCGUGUAUGAGAACUCGCCUUUGGCGGAAUAUUUGGAAGGGGAGGGUGGAAACGAAGAGAGUUGGCCCGUGGAGGAGAAUCACGAGAAUCACAGCGACGAUGAUCAUACCCGUUCCUCCAACUUUGCCCCUCGGGGGGCUUCCAAAUUCCAGACUCGCGUCCGAAACAAGCUACCGAAGCCUCUCAAUCUACGAGGAACACUACAGGGGGAACUAAUCGGGAAACUAUAUGACACCUGCUCGUCCGCCCUGAAUGUCGGAUUGGCACGAAGCGAUAACGAACGAUUUUUGGAACAAUUUGGCUACGUUAUUGUCGCAUCGCAACUAUUAAACGAACACAGCGCUCCUUCCUACACAUCCGCUGCAGAUGUCUUAUCUGCAAAGCAACCCUCCGCUCUCCCGUCCCUAUCUACAACUUUUGGAAUUCAAGGCGCCAUCGUCACAGCUGCCACAUCCUUUUCCAUCGCUUGGUUAUUACAUUGGAGCCGUUCGAGGACUGGGUCAGGACUCAGUCUCAAGAAAGUUGGAGUGCUUCUGAUACUCGUGCCCGCUGUUGGUGUCUUGUUUUAUGCUUUCGCAAAACGACAAUGGUUGAAAUAUCUCCGGCACCAGGCUGUUGAGGCAGCUGGCGCUUUCAUUGGAAACGCUCAGGGAUUUGACUCUGCUGCGUCAGCCUCUGUGGUUUUCAUUCAGGAGGUCGAACUUGUCUCGAGAGGUUAUCGGAUAAGCACUCCUCUGCCCCCCAUCAGUCGGUUGGAAGAUCUAGUACAAACGCGACGAUGCUUGAGAUUACGCAGAGCGGUUUCCGAAUGCUUCUACUCCAUGCUCGAGCGGUAUAUUCAAUCCCAGAAUACAUUACGCCCACUUACCGAUGACGGCAAUCUUGCGAAAUAUUACGACAUCUAUGAUAUUGGAUUGGAAGAACUCGAAGCGGUCGAGGUGUCGCUGUCGCAGCGAGCCAACGAAGACCAGUACUCACUGCGUGCUCUGAGGGAUCUAUUUGGAAAACUGUAUAGUGUGAGAAAAAGCGUGCUGUGCUGCUUGCUAGCUCUCAGCGCCGAUGGCGGUGGCUCUGAUAUUGCUCGGUGGAGUUCUGCUGUCGAGGAAAUGCGUGAGCUCGCUACGGUGACCGGCAACAGCAUGCUGAAAAUGACUGCAAUUUUAAAUGAAGAGGACCAUGAUACCAUUCCUCCAUCCCCGUUACCUUCCGCCUCACCAAGCAAGGACUACCUGCGUUCUCAAUUUCGACGGCUCAACUCCUUGUCACAAGGGGUCCGUGCCUUGCAUGCUAAAAUGCACAUUGCCAGCGAGGAGUCACAUGCCAAUCUAGAACGUGCAGACCCUGAUGAGUUCGAAGCCAACCUCCUUACACAAUAUGACUCGAUUGGCAGUGAUCUUAGGGCUCUUCUCCAAGAGUGGGAAGCUGGCAAAGCCGCAUUGGUAAACCAACACGAUCGCCUCAGCGUCGGGGAUCGCUCGCGACCACCGAGUACUUUCUUGUUACCCAUGUCCCCCACCCCCAGUCUGGGAGGGUCUACGGCAGUCGAGGGCAGCCCAACGGAUGCGCUGAAAGCCUUAACUGGCGAGGGCCGGCCGGAUCUGACCCAGACCUAUGAUGACGAGGAAAUUUUCGAAGCUGUUGUACUCCCGGCCUCGAGAAACAAGAGAAUGUCUUUGACCAGAGACGAGCGUCUUGCACGUGUCCGAGAAGACCGUGCCAGACAGGCGACUGCCAGAGAAAAGGUCGAUGCCAGCAAUAACAUGCUCAAGGAACUAGAAAUGGUCAUCAAACAACGACCAGGAAACAACUCCGCAAAACGAGUUACCAGCAUCUAA
Molecule: messenger RNA, 1845 nt
Organism: Penicillium verrucosum
Lineage: Eukaryota; Fungi; Ascomycota; Eurotiomycetes; Eurotiales; Aspergillaceae
Product: vezatin family protein
Exons: 5
Coding region: 1-1845 (614 amino acids)
Biological process (GO): cell-cell adhesion
Cellular component (GO): plasma membrane
Molecular function (GO): myosin binding
Source: RefSeq, a predicted model, not a curated record